This is a messenger RNA of Lepus europaeus (European hare), 3388 nucleotides long. It is a transcript of the gene UVRAG, whose product is annotated as UV radiation resistance associated. Gene Ontology annotation, molecular function: SNARE binding. Bases 180 to 2276 code for a protein of 698 amino acids. Gene Ontology annotation, cellular component: lytic vacuole; endosome. Gene Ontology annotation, biological process: SNARE complex assembly. NCBI's taxonomy places the organism in Eukaryota, Metazoa, Chordata, Mammalia, Lagomorpha, Leporidae. The record is from RefSeq and is a predicted model, not a curated record. The transcript is spliced from 15 exons.
ACUGCGGUAAUAUGGCUCUUCCUUAGCCAGCGGCGGCGGCGGCCAGCGGGGAGCUAGAACAGCCCUGCCUCUCGGGUGGCUGGUUUCUAGGCUGCAGGGGCGCGACAGAUCGUGGCUAGGAGGCGGCGGCGGAUGCCGGAGGAGCGCCUGCCCCGCCGCUUGGCGGCCCCCGAGUCGAGAUGAGCGCCUCGGCGUUGGUCGGAGGCCCGGUCCCCCCGCCGCCCCCGGGCCCGGCCGCCGCGCUGCCGCCCGGUGCCGCCGCGCGGGCCCUGCAUGUGGAGCUGCCGUCUCAGCAGCGGCGUCUUCGACAUCUUCGGAACAUCGCUGCUCGGAACAUUGUUAAUAGAAACGGCCAUCAGCUUCUUGAUACCUACUUUACACUUCACUUGUGUAAUACUGAAAAGAUAUAUAAAGAAUUUUAUAGAAGUGAAGUGAUCAAGAAUUCCUUGAAUCCAACGUGGCGGAGUCUAGAUUUUGGAAUAAUGCCAGACCGUCUCGACACAUCUGUGUCUUGCUUUGUGGUGAAGAUAUGGGGUGGAAAGGAAGAUGUCUACCAGCUGUUGAUUGAGUGGAAAGUCUGUUUGGAUGGGCUGAAAUACUUGGGCCAGCAGAUUCAUGCCCGCAACCAAAAUGAAAUAAUUUUUGGGCUGAAUGAUGGCUACUAUGGUGCUCCAUUUGAACAUAAGGGUUACUCAAGUGCUCAGAAGAGUAACCUUCAGGUGGAUCUGAACUGCGUUCGCAAUUCUUAUGAUGUCUUCUCUUUGCUACGGCUACAUAGAGCCCAGUGUGCAAUUAAACAGACUCAGGUAACUGUUCAGAAAAUUGGAAAGGAGAUUGAAGAAAAACUAAGACUCACCUCUACAAGCAAUGGGCUGAAAAAAGAAAGUGAGUGUCUGCAAUUAAAAAUUUUGGUGCUUCAAAAUGAACUGGAAAGACAGAAGAAAGCUUUGGGACGGGAGGUGGCAUUGCUGCAUAAGAAACAAAUUGCAUUGCAGGACAAAGGAAGUGCAUUUUCAACUGAGCACCUCAAACUUCAACUCCAGAAGGAAUCCCUAAAUGAGCUGACCAAGGAGUGUACUGCAAAAAGGGAACUCUUCCUGAAGACAAAUGCUCAGUUGACAAUUCGUUGCAGGCAGUUACUCUCUGAGCUUUCCUACAUUUACCCAAUUGAUUUGAAUGAGCAUAAGGAUUACUUUGUAUGUGGUGUCAAGUUGCCGAAUUCUGAGGACUUCCAAGCAAAAGAUGAUGGAAGCAUUGCUGUUGCCCUUGGUUACACUGCACAUUUGGUCUCCAUGAUUUCCUUUUUCCUACAAGUGCCCCUCAGAUAUCCCAUAAUUCAUAAGGGAUCUAGAUCAACAAUCAAAGAUAAUAUCAAUGACAAGCUGACUGAAAAGGAAAGAGAGUUUCCACUAUAUCCAAAAGGAGGGGAGAAGUUACAAUUUGAUUAUGGUGUCUAUCUUCUGAACAAAAAUAUAGCACAGCUGAGAUAUCAACAUGGACUAGGGACUCCAGACUUGAGGCAAACCCUUCCUAACCUGAAAAACUUCAUGGAACACGGACUCAUGGUCAGGUGCGACAGGCAUCACACCUCCAGCGCCAUCCCUGUUCCAAAGAGACAGAGCCCCGCGUUUGGGAGUGCAGAUGGAGGCUUCUCCAGGGCAGUCCCGUCCCCAGACAAAGGGCACCGCAGACGGGCCAGCUCCGAGAACGAGAGACUCCAGUACAAAACCCCGCCCCCCAGCUACAACUCGGCGCUGGCCCAGCCUGCAGCCGCCGCCCUCACCAGGGCAGAGGCCGAGAGAAAGGCAGCGGCGCUGUCCUCCUCCUUGGACACCUCAUUGGACUUCUCCAAAGAAAGCAAGAAAAAAGGGGUCGACUUGGGGGACAGCUUGAAUGGAGGCCCCGUGGACCUGAACGCUAGCCAGGAGCGAGGAGAGGGCCUCCCUGGGCACCCCGCCGCAGUGAAUGGCACCGCGCUGGCCGGCGAGCAGGCCAGCCCCGCCGCCGCCCAGCUUUCUGGUGCGUUCCACCCAGCCUCGGAGGCCGAGCUCCGCUGCGCUGUGGAGCAGGCGGAGGAGAUCAUCGGGCUGGAAGCCACGGGGUUCGGCUCGGGCCACCAGCUGGAAGCAUUUCAGUGCAUCCCCGUGGACAGCGCCGUGGCGGUGGAGUGUGACGACCAGGUCCUGGGAGAGUUUGAGGAGUUCUCCCGGAGGAUCUACGCCCUGAACGAAAACGUCUCCAGCUUCCGCCGGCCGCGCAGGAGCUCGGACAAGUGAGGUGAGGGCCGCCGCGGGACCGGCGCAGAGGCGCUGCCUGCGCUCACCCUUUGUGGGAGUUCUGACACAACUGGAUGUGAGUGCAGCCGGUUCCUGGAGCCACAGGCUGGCUGAGCGCGAUGGGACUCGGGUCAGAGCUCACUUGCAAGGCCGGCCUUCCAGGCCCCACGCGUGUUUGAAGGCAAGAGCCACCCUCUGGACGGAAGAGCUGCUCGCUCGGGUCCCUGUCCAGGUAGCCGUCUGUGUUUUAGUUACACUUGUACGUUAUCCUCAGAGGGAAGAUGAUAAUAUAUAAAUAAUAUAAUAACUCACCGUUCCUUUCUCACGAGCGCUGGCCGUCGCCGUAGUUCAUAAACCGCUGGGGACAUGGACUACGCAGCGAUAGGUUUCUGCUAUCUACUGCAGCGUCUGUGGUUGGUGGGGAAGAAGUGCAGUGGUCUUGGCCCCGGGCCCCUCUCCCCUGCCCCCCCUCCAGCCGUAGCCCACCUGUAGACCGCACUGCGGCCCCCGCCUGCCCAGGGGCUGGGCUGUGCGCCUGAGGCCUGAGAGUGUCAGGCGCGCUGGUUCUCUGACCCUGUCGUCCCAACGGUCCAUUUCUUCUGGUCAGCCGUGACCUUCCACUUGCCCUGCCGAACCCGGGACCCAGUCCUUACAUUGGCUGGAAAGCUUGCCUCUGGUGGACCCUAGCGUCCUGCCGUCAGAGGCCAGCCACGUCCCUGGGGGCCGAAAUCUUCGUGUGGACAGAUGCCGUGGGCAAAAGUGGGCAGUGCACUCACACUCGGCAGGCCAAAAUUCCUGUAUGUAAAUCCCAUGUUAAUUUAUUAAAUUGCGGCAGAAGGAAGACACUGUGGAGAUAAGAGCGGGCGCCGUGGGUGGAUUCAGACUGGAUGAGGCGUAGACUGCGAUUGGCUGUGUGUGCAGUUUCAUAAAUAUUAAAUUCUGUUUUUGAAUUCCAGUUGUCAUUCCUGCAUUCAGAUCUCGUUUGCUGUUGCUUUAUACAUUAUGUACCCAAGGACAUUGCCUCAGGGUUGCAAACUCUUUAAGGAAAAUGUAUCUAUAUAUCCAUGUAUUAUAGAGAAUAAACAUUGAUUACUUCACUUGACCUGACUCUG